CGAAGGGUAAAAAACCACAAAGGGAUCUUUUUGAUCCUUCAAAGUUACAAUAACCUCCGGAGUGGAAGUGCACAGGUCGAAAGAGGCCUAGCAAUGAAGCUCAAUUCAGUCAAGCUAUCGUAGCUAAAUCAAGCCAAGCAGUACAAAAAAGAACAAAUGAAACAAAUGAAAGGGAGAACGAAUUGAUGGAGGCCCUUCAGCAACAAUUUGAAGAUACUUUUACUUUAAGGAUCGAAAAAUGCAUCGACAAAGACGGCAAUUUACAACAGCUUAAAGAAAAUUGCCUUAAUGAGACUCGACUUUCUAGAAGUACUGUAACUGGCACUGAAAGACAAGUUGGUGCAAAGGCUAUCGAGCUUGAAAAGAUUUUGAAGAAAAGAAAAACAAAAAACUCACAGCUUUGGAACGACUUUGUUGCAACACGCUAUGAUCGACUUACUGAAGAGGUUAGACGAAAAGGCCCACGUACUCCUUCCGAAAGCAGCACCGUAUCACCGAGUUCAAUGGUAUCAGCAGCAACGCCAACCGAAGAAAAUGAGGCAUUAAGAACCUGUAGUCCAUCAUUGGCUCUUUUGAUAAGACAAGAGUUACCUGAAGAUGUCUGAGACUUUUUCUUGAAUACAAUGGACCAAGCUUUAAUUUCGGCAACUGAUUACAUUGUUGAAUAUAACAUACAAAUACAAAGACUUGUGGUGCUGUUGAAAAUAAUGAUAUUUGUAACUGAUAGAAACGGUGAAGUGGUUUUACAGCCUGCAACAGGUGAAAAUAUCAGAUACGUACUUCCUUUAAAUUUUCAACUUGACAAUAACGACUUUAAUCUC
Rhizopus microsporus ATCC 52813 is the source of this 821-nucleotide messenger RNA. RefSeq lists its product as uncharacterized. The transcript has 2 exons. Bases 186 to 605 code for a protein of 139 amino acids. The record is from RefSeq and is a predicted model, not a curated record. NCBI's taxonomy places the organism in Eukaryota, Fungi, Mucoromycota, Mucoromycetes, Mucorales, Rhizopodaceae.